AUGCAGAGAAUCAAAAUGGCCAUGGCAUUCCGCAACAUGCUCAGAACUGCUGCAAGAAAGGUUCAAGUUCGUAACUAUGCGGAUGCUGCUACAGGAGAUCAAAUGGCUUUGACAUUUGCUGCUGGUAAUAAGGUUUUCUAUGAUAAACAAGUAGUGAAACAAAUUGAUGUUCCGUCUUUCAGUGGGUCUUUUGGUAUCUUACCUAAGCAUGUGCCUACUUUAGCUGUUCUUAGACCUGGUGUUGUCACAGUGUUAGAAAAUGAUGGCAAGCAGACCAAAAUAUUUGUAUCUUCUGGAACCAUUACAGUCAAUGAUGAUUCCUCAGUUCAGGUAUUGGCUGAAGAAGCUCACCCAUUGGAGAGUUUGGAUCGCAGCGCAGCUCAGGAAGCCCUUAGCAAAGCUCAGUCUGAGUUUAACUCUGCAGCCGAUGAAAAGGCAAAGGCAGAAGCAGCAAUCGCAGUUGAAGUAGCUGAGGAGAUUGUGAAGGCCGUGUCCGCG
Molecule: messenger RNA, 498 nt
Organism: Iphiclides podalirius (scarce swallowtail)
Lineage: Eukaryota; Metazoa; Arthropoda; Insecta; Lepidoptera; Papilionidae
Source: the annotation of a GenBank genome assembly